GGCGUCGUUUCAUAACGUGACACCUGCCUGAGGGGCGGGGCUAAACUGACCGAGAGCGGAGCUCAGCUGGGCGCGUCCUGUACUGUUUUUAUCAGCAGCACCAGUUUCAGUUGAGACAUUUUAGGUGGGGACGAAUCCAGCGACGACAGAUUCUUUUCACAGAGGAACCAGUGGAACGAGCAGUAAUGUCCUCCAGGCCCAACGGGAGUCCACCUCCCUACGAGUCAGAUGGAUAUAACGUCCCUCCCCAGCCAGCCUAUUCCUACUAUCCAGAUGACGAGUUCCAGCAUUUCUACCGCUGGACUUCGCCACCAGGCAUCCUCAAAAUCAUGGCCAUCAUCGUCAUUGUGUUGUGCGUGGCCAUAUUCGCUUGUGUUGCUUCCACUCUGGCUUGGGACAGUCAGGGAGCUAUGAAUGGCUUUGGCUACGGAGGAUACGGAGGGGGUUACAGCUCUUUUGGUGGCGGUGCGUAUGGACCUGGUAGCAACUAUGGCUAUGGUGGAAUUGGGGGGAACUACAAUGACCCUCGAUCGGGCAAAGGGUUUAUGAUUGCCAUGGCAGCCAUCAUCUUCAUCGUAUGCCUGGCCAUCUUCAUCAUCAUCGUGUCUCACCAGAGCCUAUCAGAGAGCAGGAAGUUCUACCUAGCGGUGUUGAUCUCGUGCGCCAUCCUAGCGCUGCUAAUGCUAAUAGCCUCCAUAGUAUACUUGAUAGCGGUGAACCCCAUGGCUCAGUCGUCUGGAUCAGUCUACGGCAACCAGAUCGCUGCUCUUUGCUCUCAGUACCAGCAACCUCAGACUUCAGGAGUGUUGGUCAAUCAGUACCUUUACCACUACUGCGUUGUGGAGCCCCAAGAGGCCAUCGCAGUGGUGUUUGGCUUCCUGGUCGCCAUCGCUCUGAUCAUCAUCCUCGUCUUCGCUCUGAAGACCCGACAGAAAAUCCAGAACUAUGGCAAGAGCAACAUUUUGUGGAAGAAGGUGAAGGUUGUGGACGAGCUGGAGCCACCCACAGAUGUAGAGGCGUGGGUGAACAACGUUUCCGUUUCCCCGGAGGCGGUCCCCAUGUCCAACUACCCCGAGAAGCUGAGAGGCUCCAGGAGUCACCUGGACGACGAAAGCACAAACUAUGACAAACCCCCCUACACCCCACAGCCUCCAAUGGAAGACGACCUGCCUUUGCAUAAUGGGGUUCCCUACAGCACAAACUCGGAGGUGGCGAGCUCGGCCGGAAGGCCCAAAAGGAGGCACGACUACAAUGACGACUACAACUCCUCAGGAGACGAGCUGGACGACGACGACUUCGACAGUGAAUUUCCUCCAAUAGCAAACGAGCAGGAGCGCAAAGACUACAAGCGCGAAUUCGACCGCGACCACCACGAGUACAAAGACCUGCAGGCGGAGCUGGACGCCCUCAACAAGAACCUGUCGCAGCUGGACAGAGAGCUGGACGACCUGCAGGAGGGCAGCCCGCAGUACCUGGAUGCGCUGGAUGAGUACAACAGGAUCAAGAGCCUGAAAAAGACUUCAGAUUACCAGGUGAAGAAGCGCAGGUGUAAAUACCUGAAGGCCAAACUGAACCACAUCAAGAGGAUGGUCAGCGAUUACGACCGCAGGGCCUGAACAGCUCUGUCCUGUCCGAGACGCGACAGAAGGGACUGAAUGUGAUUGGCCGCUGUUGACGUCGGGUGCGUGAGGCCUUUCUGACACCAGACGACUGUGGAGGACGCCACGGCGGUGAUGUACAUCGAACACAGAAGCUCCCACAGCGUGUGAGCUGACGUGAAACAAUGUAAAGGUUGUGUGGAGGAAAAUGUUCUGUCUUUGUGUUAUGCCACAGUUUGUAUUAUGAGCAUCACCUGCCAUAGAUUCUGUUAAGUGUAUUUAUUUGCCACAUGUGGUCUGAAAUAGUCUCCUUAUGGAGGAAUUAUGUAACUAGAUUAUGGAGAGAGCACAGACUAAAGCAUGACAACAGUACGUUUUUAAUAGCUCUUGCUACAAUGACUCAACAUGAGAUGUUCAUAUUUUAAUGUCUUUUAAUUCUCAUUUUUAACAUAAAACUGUAAAUAUGCGGGAAACACUGAUGUUUUUAAUGUUUUUAGCAGUUAAGAGAAGUGAGUUCACGUGAGUGUUGUGUGUUUCUUUAUCGAUGAUAGAACAAACACUUAGAAAUGAUGAUGCAUGUUUCACACAUGGUGAUGUACUUUUACAAUGAUUUGCAUUACAUAUAUUUUAUUUUAAUAAAUUCCUUUAUAAACA
Molecule: messenger RNA, 2252 nt
Organism: Scatophagus argus
Lineage: Eukaryota; Metazoa; Chordata; Actinopteri; Scatophagidae
Gene: oclna
Product: occludin a
Exons: 9
Coding region: 186-1616 (476 amino acids)
Biological process (GO): bicellular tight junction assembly
Cellular component (GO): cytoplasmic vesicle; bicellular tight junction; apical plasma membrane
Source: RefSeq, a predicted model, not a curated record